AUUGGCGGACCCUUUAUACCAAAAACGAAACUUUUUUGAAAACAUGGUAUAUUGGGAAUUUGUCUCAAAAGAAUGGUAUAUUGGGUAUUAACUUGCAAAAACAUGGUACAUCCAUAAAAAAUUCGAAAAAUAACAGCAAGUAGUAGCGAGUCUCGCCGGUGAAGAAAUCACCGAUUCGGUUUCCGUUUACACCCAAACCGGACGAAACAGCUACGCUAGUAGCUGCCACGAGCUCAGUAGUCACGUCCAUUACGCAGUUACUGAGAUGCCUAGCUCUACACCGUUAAGACAGAGAAGCGUAAACAGUGGCGGUAGUUUUGGGGAUUCGGCGGUUACAGCCGUUGAUGGCGGUUGCGAGAAGGAAGGUAGUUCUGUUGGUGCUGUAACAUCAGAGACGGUGGAGCCUUUGGAAUUGAAGCGCCUCUUAACAGAGGAAUCGAUUUUUAAGAAAUCACCUGUAGCAUACUUCUUGGAGAAAGUUGGCAAUGAAAAUUCUUUAUGGAACACAACAACUCUUGGAAAUGAAAAAGGAAGAGAACGCGUUUAUGACACGAUCUUUCGCUUGCCAUGGAGAUGUGAAUUGCUUAUAGAUGUUGGCUUCUUUGUCUGCUUCAAUUCCUUUCUAUCAUUGUUAACUGUGAUGCCAACAAGGAUGGUAAUGAUCGCUUGGAAGCUUCUGAAAACAAGGAAGUUCAAGAGGCUGUCUACAGUUGAGCUGUCAGAUUUUGGAUGUUUUGUUAUUAUGGCUUGUGGAAUUAGUGUCUUGCAGCAAAUAGAUAUCAGCUUAGUAUAUCAUAUAAUCCGUGGACAAGCAACAAUCAAACUGUAUGUGAUCUACAACGUCUUAGAGGUAUUUGAUAAAUUAUGUCAAAUUUUUAAUGGGGAUGUGUUGCAAAUGUUAUUUUAUUCGGCAGAAGAACUUGCAAGGUGUCCUUCUGAAACACGGAGUAUGAGAUUAUGCAUUUGGAGAUUUGUUUCUGACCAAAUUUUAGCUGUUGUUACAACAAUUGUUCAUUCUUUUAUUUUAUUAGCUCAGGCAAUUACUUUAUCAGCCUGCAUUGUUGCUCACUACAAUGCACUGCCAGCUUUGCUGGUGUCAAAUAAUUUUUCUGAGAUCAAAAGCUACGUGUUUAAGGGAUACAAAAAGGAUAAUAUUCACACUAUGGUGUACUUUGAUUCAAUUGAAAGAUUCCACAUCUCAACAUUUAUCUUAUUCGUUUUGGCUCAAAAUAUUCUAGAGGCAGAAGGCCCCUGGUUUCAAAGCUUUCUCAUUAAUAUGCUUUCGGUUUAUCUAUGUGAAGUGGCUAUUGAUGUUAUCAAGCAUUCGUUCAUUGCUAAAUUCAACAACAUCACUCCCAUUGCAUACUCUGAGUUCCUUGAAGCUUUAUGCAAACAGACUCUACAUAUGCAAACUGAGGAUGUACAGAAAAACUUGAAAUUUAUCCCUCUUGCUCCAGCAUGUGUGGUCAUUCGAGUCAUAGCCCCGGUAUACGCUGCUAAUCUUCCUUACAGUCCACUUUCAUGGAAGCUUUUUUGGAUUAUGCUAUUUUCAGCAACAACCUACAUUUUACUCACAAGCCUCAAGAUUCUAAUUGGAUUGCUUCUAAAGAAACAUGCCACUUGGUAUGUUAAUCGCUGUCUAAAGAGGAAGCAUCAUCUUCAUGUAGAUUAAUUCAGGGAACUACUAGUUUGAUGCCCUCUGCUGUUAAAGGAUUCCCUUGCUUGUGCCUGUAAAUCACACAUGGAAACAACUUCGUAAGAUAACUUAUUAACUUGGGGUGAUCAACAGCACUUGGCAAGUAGGAAAAUAACUUAAAGUUCAUCCAGAAGGUUUCUGCAGUGGGUGGAACUGGAAUCUGGAACUUAUUCCUCUGCGGUUUUGUUAGCAGUAAACUGGUUUUCCAAUACGAGGAACAUAAAGUUAUGGGUGUGCAUUAUUGCUGGCAUCCAUUUGGAUUUCCAACAUUCAGAAACUACUGAAACUUCAUAUUUUA
This is a messenger RNA of Vicia villosa (hairy vetch), 1994 nucleotides long. Its product is annotated as protein POLLEN DEFECTIVE IN GUIDANCE 1-like. Gene Ontology annotation, biological process: maintenance of protein localization in endoplasmic reticulum. Bases 266 to 1672 code for a protein of 468 amino acids. The record is from RefSeq and is a predicted model, not a curated record. Gene Ontology annotation, cellular component: endoplasmic reticulum membrane. NCBI's taxonomy places the organism in Eukaryota, Viridiplantae, Streptophyta, Magnoliopsida, Fabales, Fabaceae. The transcript has 11 exons.